CAUCAGUUCGAGUCUGACAGGGGGAGGGGCUUCUAGCAGGAGGUCACAACAAUCAUGGCGUGCAGAGGAUUUAUCACAAAAUGGGGCAAAACAGAGUUCUAUAGAUCGCCAAUUACCUUUUCCAGAUGCUCAAGGCUCAACCCAUACCAGCAACAGAGGAGUGGGUUCCGCCGGGAAGCUAAAAGGACGGAUACCAAAAAGGGAAAUGUCAACCAGCAACAAACCAAAACGUCAACCCCCGAGGCUGGCCCACCGGGACCCCCACCUCCUCGCAAAGUCAAACAGCCAAGGCUCUUUAGACCACUGAUGUUCACAGUAGGGUUUGCAGGUUGUUCCUUUGGUGGGGCGGCCAUUUUGCAGUAUGAGACUCUGAAAGCAAGAGUUCAAACUGCAAAAGAUGGAGAGGAGUUAGAAAAACUCGUAAUGGUAAGGAUUUUACAAAACUGUUUUACUCUGUCUACAUCACUUUCAACUUUUGCUAACUGUUCAGUUAACAAUCAGCUUGAGUCAGUUCCCCAUCAUUUUGUUAACGAGGGUUCCCAGGACAUGGCGUACUGGCACGACUGGUGGAACCAACUGUCCAGCUUCCAGCGGCAGCUCCUCCUCCUGGUGUCCAUGGUAGAUGACUUCUGGAGAAGCCUUACAGAGGGACAGAGGACCGCUACUGGAAUUAUGGCUAUAAACGCUGCAGUUCUGUGUUGCUGGAGGAUCCCGGCGAUGCAAAGAACUAUGAUUAAGUACUUCACAUCCAACCCAGCCUCCAAAACACAGUGCCUUCCCAUGAUUCUGUCUUCCUUCAGCCACUACUCCAUUAUCCACAUGGUGGCCAAUAUGUAUGUCCUAUGGACGUUUUCCUCCGGUAUCGUCUCCCUCCUAGGCAAAGAACAGUUUCUUGCAGUCUACCUCUCAGCUGGCGUGAUAUCUACUAUGGUCAGUUAUGCUUGUAAAACCGCCACCGGGCGAUUCUACCCAUCACUUGGGGCGUCAGGUGCUGUCAUGGCUGUACUCGCUGCAGUCUGUACGAAAGUACCAGAGGCCAAGCUCGGCAUUAUCUUCCUUCCUAUGGUCACUUUCACUGCCGGAAACGCUCUCAAAGCACUGGUGGCCAUAGAUACGGCGGGGCUCAUCUUGGGAUGGCGGCUGUUUGAUCAUGCUGCUCACCUUGGCGGAGCUCUCUUUGGAGUCUGGUAUGUGGCGUAUGGUCACAAACUAAUUUGGAGAAGGAGGGAGCCUCUUGUGAAGCUGUGGCAUGAGCUUCGCUCUAAGGGUGGCAAGGGCUCGAGGCCCGGCGGUGGGCCUGAGGUCAGAGGUGGCGGUGGAGGACAGAAGUAGCCCUACCUAAAGAUCCCUGGAGUUCUCUACCAACAGGAAUUCUCUGGUCAUGGAAAAGAUCUGGAUGUUUUCAAUUUGUUGAAGUGGGUUGUUAUUUUUCAUGAAUAAAUAUUAAAAUAUGCAAACAUUUAAUCUGCUCAGUUUCAACAGUGAGUUAAAGUUUGUUUUAAUGGGGCCAUAUUGGCAUUUUAGGUGCUUCCUUCCUAAAGCAUGGGUACCACAGUUUGUUUCAUUCUAAUGCUUUGAUAUAAGUUUUAAAAAGCUCAUUGCUGGGUUUAAAAAAAGAACAUAGAAAAGUGUCAUCUCUGAUGCACAGGACUUUUUUAUUGUUUGGAUUUGUUUAUGAACUACCAACCAUAGUUCUGCCCAGUCCUGUGAAACAAAUGUGAUUUAUAUUUGUUUGCACAGAUGAACGUUUUGGAUCGGUUCUGCCAUCUUUAUUAUUAGAGGCCAUAUUCGUUCUGUGUUGUUUUAAUUAUGCUGCCAACAACCAUCUUGUGGACAGAGAACAAAAAUAACGUUUGAUUUUGGGUAAUCAAACUGCUGUUGUACUGCAAGAUUUAACUUGACUUUUUGCUACAUUGUGCAUACUGUCUUAGUGUCAUUUGUCAGAAGUGGUAUUUGCCCAGUUUUAAGACUAAGUCAGAACAACAUAUAUGUUGCAAUGUUUUGACAAGUGAAAUCUUAGAAUCUGAAAAGGAUGGACUUUCUUUUUACCAUCACUGAAUGCAGACAUUUUAACAUAAAAUGAUGUCCAAGUUAUAACAACCAA
Molecule: messenger RNA, 2104 nt
Organism: Xiphophorus couchianus (Monterrey platyfish)
Lineage: Eukaryota; Metazoa; Chordata; Actinopteri; Cyprinodontiformes; Poeciliidae
Gene: parla
Product: presenilin associated, rhomboid-like a
Exons: 9
Coding region: 55-1332 (425 amino acids)
Cellular component (GO): membrane
Molecular function (GO): serine-type endopeptidase activity
Source: RefSeq, a predicted model, not a curated record